AUGUCCAUCCCCGAGACUCAAUGGGCGCAGGUGGCCGAGAAGAUCGGAGGGCCUCUUGUGCUCAAACAGAUCCCCGUUCCUAAGCCAGGUCCUGACCAGAUUCUCGUCAAAAUUCGCUACUCAGGAGUUUGUCACACUGAUUAUCAUGCCAUGAUGGGUCACUGGCCCAUCCCAGUCAAGAUGCCUCUCGUCGGUGGACACGAAGGAGCCGGUGUGGUCGUGGCGAAGGGAGAUCUUGUGAACACCUUUGAGAUCGGUGACCACGCCGGAAUUAAGUGGCUCAAUGGCUCGUGCGGUGAAUGCGAAUUCUGCAGACAAUCCGAUACUCCUCUGUGCGCCGAUGCGCAACUUUCUGGCUAUACUGUCGAUGGUACUUUCCAGCAAUAUGCCGUCGGAAAGGCCAGCAACGCCUCUAAGAUCCCAAAGGGUGUGCCUCUCGAUGCCGCAGCUCCAGUGCUCUGCGCUGGUAUCACCGUUUAUAAGGGCUUGAAGGAAUCCGGCAUUCGUCCGGGCCAGACAGUUGCUAUUGUUGGAGCAGGCGGCGGCCUUGGCUCCCUUGCACAGCAGUACGCCAAGGCCAUGGGUCUUAGAGUGGUCGCGAUUGAUGGAGGUGAUGAGAAGAGAGAGAUGUGCGAGCAGCUUGGCACUGAGACUUAUGUCGAUUUCACCAAGUCCAAGGACCUUGUUGCCGAUGUGAAGGCAGCAACCCCCGGUGGUCUUGGUGCUCACGCCGUUAUUUUGUUGGCUGUUUCGGAGAAGCCGUUCCAACAAGCCUCGGAAUACGUUCGCUCUCGAGGCACAAUUGUUGCAAUUGGAUUGCCCCCAGAUGCAUUCCUCAAGGCUCCGGUGAUUAAUACUGUCGUUCGUAUGAUCACUAUCAAGGGAAGCUACGUUGGAAACCAACAGGAUAGUGUCGAAGCCCUCGACUUCUUCGCCCGGGGAUUGAUCAAGGCGCCAUUCAAGCUGGCACCGCUGGCAGACCUCCCCAAGAUCUUCGAGCUUAUGGAACAAGGCAAGAUUGCCGGCCGCUAUGUGCUCGAGUUGCCGGAAUAA
Molecule: messenger RNA, 1053 nt
Organism: Penicillium concentricum
Lineage: Eukaryota; Fungi; Ascomycota; Eurotiomycetes; Eurotiales; Aspergillaceae
Product: zinc-dependent alcohol dehydrogenase
Exons: 3
Coding region: 1-1053 (350 amino acids)
Molecular function (GO): oxidoreductase activity; zinc ion binding
Source: RefSeq, a predicted model, not a curated record